GCACCAGCUGGCUCCGUUAUGGCGGCCCGCAGCCCCAGCGUGGUGAUUAGCGAUGAUGAACCAGGUUAUGACCUAGAUUUAUUUUGUAUACCCAAUCAUUAUGCUGAGGAUUUGGAGAAGGUGUUCAUUCCUCAUGGACUAAUUAUGGACAGGACCGAACGACUGGCUCGAGAUGUGAUGAAGGAGAUGGGUGGCCAUCACAUUGUGGCCCUCUGUGUGCUCAAGGGGGGCUAUAAGUUCUUUGCCGACCUGUUGGAUUACAUCAAAGCACUGAACAGAAAUAGUGACAGAUCCAUUCCUAUGACUGUAGAUUUUAUCAGACUGAAGAGCUACUGUAACGACCAGUCAACAGGCGACAUAAAAGUAAUUGGUGGAGAUGAUCUCUCAACUUUAACUGGAAAGAAUGUCUUGAUUGUCGAAGAUAUAAUUGACACUGGGAAGACAAUGCAGACUUUGCUUUCCUUGGUCAAGAAGCAUAAACCAAAGAUGGUCAAGGUUGCGAGCUUGCUGGUGAAAAGGACCCCUCGAAGUGUUGGAUAUAGACCAGACUUUGUUGGAUUUGAAAUUCCAGACAAGUUUGUUGUGGGAUAUGCCCUUGACUAUAAUGAAUACUUCAGGGACUUGAAUCACGUGUGUGUCAUUAGUGAAACUGGAAAAGCAAAAUACAAAGCCUAAGAUGAGGAGAGUUCGCGUUGAGUUUGGAAAUACCUGGCAUCCCAUUGAAAUCACCAGUGACAUGAUCCAAUGUUCUCAUUCUGUGGCCAGCUGCUUAGUAGAGCUUAUUGCAUGUAUCUCCUAAGAAUUCGAUCUGUUUUGUAUUUUAGAAAUGUCAGUUGCUGCAUUCCUGAACUCUUCAUUUGCACUACGAGCCUAAAGACUAUCAGUUCCCUUUGGGUAGAUUGUUGUUUGACUUGUGAAUGAAAUAUCUCUUAAACCACACCACUAUUGACUGAAAAUAUGGAAAUUGUAUCUGUAAGAAACAUUUAAAGAGAAGAGUAUAUUAGUUUUUUAAUUGGUAUUUUAAUUUUUAUAUAUUCAGGAAAGAACAGAAGUGAUUGAAUAUUGUUAACUAUACCACUGUGUGUUUAGAAAAGUAACAAGCAGUCAGUUUCGUAUCUGUGAGGUAUUGUUAUGUCAGAGAAACUGUAUGUCCUGGAAGUUUUUUAGUAGGUUUCAGUAGUAUUGACUAUAUUUUCUUGCUUGUUCAGAUUAUUUCUGGUGAACGUUUGUCAACAGUUCCUUUUCAAUACAGGUCAGUAAGUUCCAGAAACCUACCACUUUUUGAAUUCUUUAGUGUAAAAAUCCUUCAAAUAAAGGCUGUCUCUUUAAAGGAAA
Budorcas taxicolor (takin) is the source of this 1335-nucleotide messenger RNA. RefSeq names its product hypoxanthine phosphoribosyltransferase 1 (gene HPRT1). Gene Ontology annotation, molecular function: hypoxanthine phosphoribosyltransferase activity; magnesium ion binding. Lineage: Eukaryota; Metazoa; Chordata; Mammalia; Artiodactyla; Bovidae. Gene Ontology annotation, biological process: hypoxanthine metabolic process; purine ribonucleoside salvage; GMP salvage. The transcript is spliced from 9 exons. The record is from RefSeq and is a predicted model, not a curated record. The coding region runs from base 19 to 675 and encodes 218 amino acids.